AUGCCGCUUGUGCCGGAGUUUCGAGUGAUUUUCAGGUGCUCGAGCGCCGUGCGAACUAUGGAGGAACUUCGUGCAUACCUCCGCGAGCGCAGACACGCUGAACUCUUUGGGUUUCUGAAUCGCCACGCUGGUGUAGAUGAUGCUGGUAAUCUUGUAACGGUGGAUGCUGGUGGCGCCUCCCGCAGCACUGGUGGGUGCGCGGGUACGUUCCCUGAGGCGCUUCGAGAACCGGACUCAAAAACUACUGCUCGAGGGGGCGCGCUCCAAGCAGAAUCUUCUGGACAAUUACUUAACCUUGAUUCAGAAAUGAAAAAUAGGGAAUUGGAGUCGCAGCGCUUCCAGAACAGUCUAUCCGCUGCUGGUACGCUUCCACCCGAUGGUGGAGUCUCGAGCCCGAAAGCCCGCAGCGUGUCGGAGCGCCCAGCAGCGAGACUGGUGCGAGAUCCAGCACAGCCGUAUCGCGGAGCUUCCCAGCAUGGCGCGCAUGGUGUUAAGAACAUUCCCGAAAGUUUGGACCCGAGCCAGCCUGACGAUAACGAGCUCUGGCUCGUGUCGGAGCUCGGGGCGUCCAGUAACGACGAGCGAACAGUUCGUAGUCACGACAGUGUAUCUGAGGUGCCGGACCCGCCCGCAGCAAAGAGCAGGCCGGAUGAAGGGGCGUUCUCGAUGAACCUGAGACCUGGAAGCCAAACACACAUGAAAGCGCUGCGAGCCUCCGACGUAGAAUGGGUCUGUGAGCGCCGUUCCUUGAAAAGAGGUCCCAUUGCAGGGAGCGAUUCCGGCGAUUUGGUGAUGAAUUAUGAUGGGACAAGAGAGCAUGAGGCGAGCAAUGCGACAGUUGCGUUCCCUGAGAGUACUCAUGGUGGAACGAGAUCUCCUGUAUCGGGCACCAGCUCAGACGAGGAUAUAUUUGAAUCCAUCCUCGGGGAAAAUCGGCAGUACACGUUCUCUGUUCCAAAGCGUGCUCGCAUUCGGUGCAUGGAAUUGCCGGAUAUGGAUGAAAUCCUUAGUUCGUUACGGGAGGCGGAGCCUGUGAGCGCUAAGUGUGAGACAGACCAACGGGAACGAAGCGAGGCGAGCGUGUGCUCGGGAACAAGUCACUGUGGCUCACCCAAAGCAGCAGUUUCGCCAAUCGACGGACAUAGAAACGUUGUCAAGCCCCUAGGAGAUUCUACCAAAUCAAAUGUGCUGCCCGCUGAAAUAGAUUUGCGGGAUCAAUUGCCAAAUAGUGGAGCGGUUCCUGCGACGCCGCAUGCACCGACAACAUUUGGAGGCCGCACGUCCUUUGUCUCACCGUAUGUUGCGCCCAAACAACAGCAUCCUCAAAGGACAGCAAGUCCAGAAAGUGCAUCGAUGCGGUCACCAGGGAAGGCCGCACUGCCAGAGACAAAGCACUCGAGCACUCGAGUGAUUCCGCAUGCUACGCGUCAUGGUGAAUCGCCAAGCAGCCCGGUGGUGGUGUGCGACACCUCGUCAACGCUUCCCCGUGAGUUGAAUGAGUCCAGUGGAACAAUCGCAUCUACUGAUCAUCGCCGAGAGGGUCCAGGAUCAGAUCGGCCCAGUGCUCCUGAAAAGAUGCGUUCUGAGCCUUCUGCUCUUCUUCUGAAAAAGCGGCAGGUUGCCUUAGAGCGGCUUAUGCGAUUGGAAGACGAAUUUCUCGAGACCAUCGAUGCAGAACAAGCUGAACGGCUGCACACGCUCAUCGAAAAAACGAAAUCAGCCAUACAGCAUAUUGAUCGAUGUCUCGGGAAUGACGUUGCUACGAAGAAAGCAGCAAGCUGCAUACCGAAUCCUGACGUAGAUUCACAAUCCCAGCGAAUGGCGAGCUUAGCGAACGCUGCGGCGCUCUCGGCCAGCGGUGCUCGCCCGAGCGGAACACAUGACGCAGAAAACGCGUCUCCCGCGAAUCCCGCAAACAGCUCAUCUGGCGAGAGUGCGUUUCGUUGCAGCGCCUCCACUAAGGACGUCGUCACGUUAACGGGACUGCGAAGCGAGCGCUACGGCUCCAUGGCAGGUGCAUCAGGAGCAGCGCCAGCUUGUGUCGGCAAGAUUGGUGAGACCUCAGAUCGUGCUGUCGACGCAGCCGAGGUUCACAUGGCCAUGACUGACCAUUACCAUGAAGAACAGCCCGUAUCCAGACUUUACGACAAAUCAAGUGUACCUGUAAUCGAAGGCAGCACGGGGGCGCCCGCUGUCCCGGUCCAAAUGACAACAUCAGACGCAGUGGAUCUCGAUGAGGUCUUCGAAGCGGCCUGUGCUCAAGCUUCUGCCGAAUUUGCUGGUGAUAACUAUCCGUGGUCAGCACAGCUGCAUCACAACAACCGUGUUCAGUUCGGUAAUCAGGGAUUUCGUGCCAAUCAGAAAGAGGCAAUCAAUGCGGCCAUGUGUGGGCGCGACGUUUUCGUCCUGAUGCCCACAGGGGGCGGCAAGUCUCUCGUCUAUCAGCUGGCCGCGACGCUCACGGGACCAGCGGGCUGCGGUGUUACUGUCGUGGUCUCGCCUCUGAAAUCGCUUAUCAUGGAUCAAGUGAUGCGUUUGCAGGCGCUGCGUAUUCCAUGCGGUGCCCUGUGCGGCGCGACCUCGGAAACGGAAUCUCGAGAGCUUAUGCGUGAUCUUCGCAGCUUGCAUCCAAAGACUCGGAUUCUUUACGUGACUCCCGAGAAAAUAAGUCUUUCGGAGGCGUUUCGGUCCAUACUCGAUUGGCUUGCCUCUCGAAAACUUCUCGCUCGAUUCGUGAUCGAUGAGGCGCACUGCGUGAGUCAGUGGGGCCACGACUUCCGCCCCGACUACAAGCGGCUUAGUCUCUGCAAGCAACGUUAUCCGUCCGUCCCGCUGAUGGCUCUGACGGCCACAGCGACAAGAGAGGUGCGAGAAGAUGUCAAAGUGCAGCUAGGCAUCCCACGCUGCGUUACUUUCAAACAGAGUUUCAAUCGGCCGAAUAUUUCGUACGAGGUUUAUCUCAAGGGGCCUCGUUCCAAGACUGUGGAAUGGAUCGCCGAGUUCAUCCAAAAUGAAAUGCCGCGCGGUGCUUCAGGCAUUAUCUACUGUUUUAGUAAGCAAGAGUGUGAGGAUGUAGCGAAAGCAUUGCGACGCCAGUUUCGCAUCGCAGCGGAGCACUACCACGCUGGUCUCACGGACGAGAGUCGCAUUGCGGUCCAGCAACGUUGGAUGAGGCGGGCCACGCAGGUCAUUGUCGCCACCAUUGCCUUUGGCAUGGGCAUCGAUAAGCCGGAUGUGCGCUUUGUCAUUCACUACACCAUGCCAAAGAAUGUUGAGGGCUUCUAUCAGGAAAGCGGGCGCGCUGGGCGCGACGGUCAGCCCGCCCGCUCUAUUGUACUCUUCUCUCAUGCGGAUCAGCGGCGGCUGAUCGGCAUGAUCGACAAGAACUCGAACGGUCUCACGAGAGCGGCGCUAUCGCUUCAGAAAGACGCUGUCAAGAGAAUGGCGGCCUGGUGUCUCGACGACGUCAGUUGCCGGCGCGUGACAGUGUUGGCUCACUUUGGCGAACGCUUCGAUCGUCGAGCGUGCAGUCCGCCGUGCGAUAACUGUCGGAACCAGGCUCCCUGUCAAAUGGAAGACUGGACGGCUACGGCCCGCGGUGCGUACCAACUGGCGCAAUGGAUGCAGGACGUGCGGCGGAUAACGCCAACUUCGGCCAGGAUCGCCUCUGGUCUGCGAGGUUUCGAAUCCUUUCGUACUACCGUAGGCGCUUCACCGGACGUGGAUAUACCGGGUUUCGGGAGCGCCCCGCCUGGUGCCAACGACAAUGACAUCUUUCGUCUACUCGCGGAGAUGGAGCGACUGCACAUUCUCCAUGAAGAGGUCUACCACAACGAAGUGCACGGUGGCGUCUGCGGUUGUUUGCGUCCAGUACCGGGGAGCCAGUCUCCGAUUGUGCACGAUUUACUAUACGGUAACGAACGGCGUAUUUAUCUGCUUGUUCGACGGGGCAAGCACGGCCUUCAGGCGAUCCGGCUGCGUUCAGAGAUGGUGCGCGCUACUUCAGGACGCAAGCGGGGCGUCGCAUCUGCAACAGGUGCCACCGAUGCCUUCCCAGAAGACACCAAUGAUUCGGUAUCGAUCGGGAACACCACCAAGUCGCACGCAGAAUCAGUUCGAAAUCGUCUUCUGGAGCUCCGCCGAAGCUGGUGUAAGCAGCACAAGGGCCUGCGGGCAGACUCAGCCCUUUCGACAACAGAGAUCGACAGCAUUGUGCGUAUAGCACCAAAGAGUUUGACAGAACUUGCAGCUCUACGGCGCCGUUCUCGUAAUCCCGAUCGCCAGGUCCCCGAUGCCCUCGUUUGGCAAGCCAUUCAUGGCGACCAAAGCGACUCUGCUGUGAUAUCUGGCGACGGCAUGUUGCCUCGCGACGCGCUGCCUGGCGCAUCGAGUCGACAUGCGCACCCAACUGCGAGUGCCAGCGCUCCCGGAGUACUGUUAUCCGACGAGGAUUCCAUAGAUUCCGGUGAUGAUGUAACAGUUGUUGGUGCUCGCUCUGCGUCCAUCGACAGUCCAGCGAAGUCGGCGACGUGCAUCCAUCGGAAGAACGGGCAGCGUUCAACAGGGCGCCGCCAGAGUCAUCGCACUGGUCACGCCCCGAAGGCGGCGCUGGCGCAGCGUACGGGGAAACGUCCCGCACGGGUCAAUGAACGAGGACCCAGGUUGUCUCGGAGCCAGGAGUCGUGCCCCGUGGGCCGGUUUCAGCGCAGUGGCGGCCCCAGUCGCAGAAAGCCAAGUCGCACAGAGGCGCUCGCAUCCAGCGACUACGGCAGUGCCGCCCCGUGGACUGGGAACGAGGCCAUGCCCCUGUGA
Messenger RNA from Cyanidioschyzon merolae strain 10D, 4812 nucleotides. RefSeq names its product ATP-dependent DNA helicase RecQ. The coding region runs from base 1 to 4812 and encodes 1603 amino acids. Gene Ontology annotation, cellular component: nucleus; chromosome; cytoplasm. The record is from RefSeq and is a predicted model, not a curated record. Gene Ontology annotation, molecular function: 3'-5' DNA helicase activity; ATP binding; four-way junction helicase activity. Gene Ontology annotation, biological process: double-strand break repair via homologous recombination. NCBI's taxonomy places the organism in Eukaryota, Rhodophyta, Bangiophyceae, Cyanidiales, Cyanidiaceae. The transcript has a single exon.